Molecule: messenger RNA, 948 nt
Organism: Ostrea edulis (European flat oyster)
Lineage: Eukaryota; Metazoa; Mollusca; Bivalvia; Ostreida; Ostreidae
Product: craniofacial development protein 2-like
Exons: 2
Coding region: 1-948 (315 amino acids)
Biological process (GO): chromatin remodeling
Cellular component (GO): nucleus
Molecular function (GO): catalytic activity
Source: RefSeq, a predicted model, not a curated record
AUGGCGGGCACUGAAAGCCGAGAGGAUAGUGUCAACCUGACGGGGAAACCUAAAUGGAAAUCACAAAUGCUCAGUUGUAAAGGAAAACUGCGUGUCGUUGGAGUACAGAAAGUUAGAUGGAGUGGAAAGGACAAGAUCCGGCAUAAUUCAUGGACAUUUAUAUACUCAGGCAGAGAUGACCAAAAACAUGAGGCAGGAGUAGGUGUACUUUUAUCCAAGAGAGCAGCUGAUGCAGUUAAUUCCACCGACUGUAUUAGUGAGCGCCUACUAAAGAUCAGAUUUAAAGCUGGAGUCACUAACCUUACUGUGAUUGUAGGGUAUGCACAAACAGAAGUAGCAAACACACCAGAAAAAGAUGAAUUAUAUGACCAGUUGAACAACAUUCUGGGCAAUAUACCACGACAUGAUAUGUGCCUCUUGAUUGGUGAUUUCAAUGCUAGAGUGGGAAAAGAUAUAACAGCAUAUCCCAGAGUAAUAGGCCAACAUGGCAUGGGUGACAUGAACGAGAAUGGACAGAGACUCCUUGACACAUGUAGUACCCAUGGUUUAGCAAUUGCCGGCACCAUCUUUCAGCACAAGGAAAUUCAUAAGUAUACGUGGACUAGCAAUACAGUAUCAAGAACAAGAGCACAGCUUGAUCAUAUCAUCGUCAAUAGUAGAUGGAAACGCUCCAUGACAGACUGUAGAACCUACAGGGGUGCUGAUAUCUUCAGCGACCAUGAGCUACUAAUUUCUACUAUCACCAUGAAACUGGCAAAACCUAAAUCAAGGGGUGCAAAAGGAAAGUUUGCCACUUAUAAACUUAACGACCAGAUAAUGAAAGAAAGAUACCAACAAGAAGUGAAGAAACAUCUGAUAGAGGAGAACAGUCAACAGCUUGAGAUAGAAGAAGACUGGGAUAACAUCAAAAAAUGGAAUUCUACAUGCUGCAGAAAACACCAUUGGUAG